ACGCGCGGGGCUCGCGGCGUCGCAGCGCGCCGGACUCGUCGGGGCCCGCGGCCGCCCGCGCCUCUCAAUGGGCAGCUCGCACUUGCUCAACAAGGGCCUGCCGCUCGUAAGACUUUGAGCCCGACGCAGGCUUCGGUGGUUGCUGUGGAUCAGAAGCCUGAGAGCUUUGGUUCGAGACAAUUAAAGCCGUGGGAUGAGGAUCCAAGACAGGACGCGGUUCUGCCUGGGGAUUCUGAAGAUAAAAAGCUUUGAAAAGUCGAAUUCAUGGUCGUGGAAACCGAGCCCAUAUUAAGAAAUGUCAGGCGUCCGACCUCCGAUCAUGAACGGGCCCAUGCAUCCCCGGCCCUUGGUGGCGCUGCUGGACGGCCGGGACUGCACGGUGGAGAUGCCGAUCCUGAAGGACGUGGCCACGGUGGCCUUCUGUGAUGCGCAGUCCACGCAGGAGAUCCACGAGAAGGUCCUGAACGAGGCUGUGGGGGCCCUGAUGUACCACACCAUCACGCUGACCAGAGAGGACCUGGAGAAGUUCAAGGCACUUCGAAUAAUUGUGCGCAUCGGCAGUGGCUUUGACAACAUCGACAUCAAGUCAGCCGGGGACUUAGGCAUCGCCGUCUGCAACGUGCCUGCCGCAUCCGUGGAGGAGACUGCCGACUCGACCCUGUGCCACAUCCUGAACCUCUAUCGGAGGACCACCUGGCUGCACCAGGCACUGCGGGAAGGCACGCGUGUCCAGAGCGUUGAGCAGAUCCGCGAAGUGGCCUCUGGCGCUGCCAGGAUCCGUGGGGAGACCCUGGGUAUCAUCGGACUAGGUCGCGUGGGGCAGGCAGUGGCACUGCGGGCCAAGGCCUUCGGCUUCAGCGUCCUCUUCUAUGACCCGUACCUGUCGGACGGCAUCGAGCGAGCACUGGGGCUACAGCGUGUGAGCACCCUGCAGGACCUGCUCUUUCAUAGUGACUGCGUGACCCUGCACUGUGGCCUCAACGAGCACAACCACCACCUCAUCAACGACUUCACCGUCAAGCAGAUGAGGCAAGGGGCUUUCCUAGUGAACACGGCCCGGGGCGGCCUGGUGGACGAGAAGGCGCUAGCCCAGGCCUUGAAGGAGGGGCGGAUCCGCGGCGCAGCCCUGGACGUGCACGAGUCAGAGCCCUUCAGCUUUAGCCAGGGCCCCCUGAAGGACGCGCCCAACCUCAUCUGCACCCCCCAUGCUGCAUGGUACAGCGAGCAGGCUUCCAUCGAGAUGCGCGAGGAGGCGGCCCGGGAGAUCCGCAGAGCCAUCACAGGCCGGAUCCCGGACAGUCUGAAAAACUGCGUCAAUAAGGACCACCUGACAGCCGCCACUCACUGGGCCAGCAUGGACCCAGCCGUUGUGCACCCUGAGCUCAACGGGGCCGCCUACAGCAGGUACCCCCCGGGCGUGGUGGGCGUGGCCCCCACAGGCAUCCCAGCCGCUGUUGAAGGCAUCGUCCCCAGCGCCAUGUCCCUGUCCCACGGCCUGCCCCCCGUGGCCCACCCACCCCACGCCCCUUCUCCCGGCCAAACUGUCAAGCCUGAGGCGGACAGAGACCACUCGAGUGACCAGUUGUAGCCCGGGAGGAGCUUUCCAGCCUCAGCACCCGGCACUUGGCGCCGCACAGCCCAGCCCCCCUGCGCGGAGGUGGCACUGCGUAGCGGCCGCAGCCCCGGAGACCGGCGGGCGUGCGGGCGGCGAGGGCCGUGGCCCCCUCGUGUGGAUUGUGCUCGUCCAGCCCCGUGGGCUGGGUCCCUGCCCCGUGUCCUUUGCGUUCCUCGUUCAGCAAAAGAAGUUAGUAGUUAAUUCUAUCAUGAA
Messenger RNA from Cynocephalus volans (Philippine flying lemur), 1828 nucleotides. RefSeq names its product C-terminal binding protein 1 (gene CTBP1). The transcript is spliced from 10 exons. Gene Ontology annotation, molecular function: transcription corepressor activity; transcription coactivator activity; NAD binding. Lineage: Eukaryota; Metazoa; Chordata; Mammalia; Dermoptera; Cynocephalidae. Gene Ontology annotation, cellular component: nucleus. The record is from RefSeq and is a predicted model, not a curated record. Bases 296 to 1588 code for a protein of 430 amino acids. Gene Ontology annotation, biological process: regulation of transcription by RNA polymerase II.